UACGUUGUGUGUGUGCGCUUGUGUAGGGCGGGAAUGAUGGGCGUGCCUCAGCAUCUUUGUAUGAAAGCCAUGUGCGAGACCAAAGAGAGCCACAAGAAGCAGCUUUACGCACAAGGACACUUGUUAUUUUGGUGAUAGCCUUAACUUUCUUGCAAAAGAAGAAAUGCAGCUGCUCCAGACUUUGGCUCCCUGGUUGCUGUUGGUCUUCCUCGGACAGCAGGUCUCUGUGUCCUCUGGUGCGCGCAAUAAGAACCGAGACGCGGACAAAACCGUGACCUCAGCCCCCGGCAGAGCGCAGAGGAGCGGCAACAAGUCCCCAGCGACUGGCCGGGGAAAGUUCGACAUCAAUAAAGACAAGAUGAAGUGCGCGUGGAGGGCUCGCGACGUCGGGGACACGGUCAGGGUGUCAGUCAAAUGCGAGAACCCGGAGGCACGCAUCAAAGGUGGAACCACCGACGUCGAGUGUGAUUACAACGGCAAACCUCAGCGCUGUCCGGGCUACCAGUCCGACCCGAAGGGCUUCUGGAAACAGGUGGCACGCGCGUUCAAAAGGCUGCAAGGUAAAGCGUGCCAUGAUGAGCACGCGCUUGUGAGGGCUGGCAUGUGUAAGCGCGCGCCCCGGGAUGCGCACUUCAAGCUUGAUAUCUCCAGCUCCGUGGCCUCUGCUCAGUCAGGAGGAAUGUCUGAGGACCUCCAGCCCCCCCGACCCCCCCGACCAACUAAAUCCUCUCCGUACAGACCAACAGCCUGCACAGGGGGCGAGCAGCAGAGGAGAAAGGCGGAGGAGAACUGUGGCAAAUGGGCCAGUUUGUGCACGUUCUUCUUCUCCAUGCUGCAAAGUGACGACUGUUGAAGUCUCAAAAUGUGGGGUUGUGGACAUGAUCAGACUGAUGCACGAUUCAUUUCAGGACUUAUUGUGGUGACACAUCAACAUCUGACGACAAAUCUGUUGAUAAUGAUACACAUACACAAACAUGACAUAUAGGCUACUCAUUCAGAUGUUGGUAUUAUCAGGUACUCAUGAGGUGUUUUUAACCAAUCUGAACAGGAAUAACCAUUAUUAAUAUUUCCAUUGAGUGCAGUAAUUUAUCACCAGCAGUUAAAGUAACUCUUUCCUAUACUGUCGUUUAUACAUUUUGGGGCACUUGUGUUUUAUUUGAGUAUUUCCAUUUAUUGUUUUUUUUGUUUUUUUUGCCAAUUAUAAAGCACUUGUCACUGUUCAGAUUUUAAUGUUCCUCCAAAACACGUGAUGAGAUCAUAACAUUUUAAUUUUUACAUGUGAAAUAAUCAUAAGCACAUCAUUUUGAAAGCUCAACUAAAAGGCCAUUGGCACAUAAAUACUUAAGUAACAAUAAUGCAUUACAGUAGUAAACGGAUUACUUUUGACACUUGAAGUAAAAUUUGCUUCGUUUUAUUGCUUUAAUCAUACGUAUUAGACACUACAGCAGUAUUUCAUGAGAAAACAGACAUUCAAACCACCCAGACAGAAAAUGAAUGUUGCUCUGAAAUGCUUUCAAAGUUUUGCAGCUUCAGGACACUGACGACAGAGAACUUAAGUAAAAGUUGAUCUUGUUUUUACAGGGAACAGAUUAUUAUUUUCAAAGUGUGUUUUUUUAAUACUCAAACAACCCGGGUACUUCUUUCACUUAAUGUGUUUAUCACGUAGAACUUAAGGCUGAUUAUGAUUUAAGCAGAGUGGUACUUUCUUCUACCUCUAGUUAUUGAUCGACCUUGUAAACAUCACUGUAUUUAUGCACCACAAAUAAAUAUUUUCUAUUAACAGAA
Molecule: messenger RNA, 1785 nt
Organism: Labrus mixtus (cuckoo wrasse)
Lineage: Eukaryota; Metazoa; Chordata; Actinopteri; Labriformes; Labridae
Gene: fgfbp1b
Product: fibroblast growth factor binding protein 1b
Exons: 2
Coding region: 164-853 (229 amino acids)
Biological process (GO): cell-cell signaling
Molecular function (GO): growth factor binding
Source: RefSeq, a predicted model, not a curated record